Molecule: messenger RNA, 300 nt
Organism: Gongylonema pulchrum
Lineage: Eukaryota; Metazoa; Nematoda; Chromadorea; Rhabditida; Gongylonematidae
Source: the annotation of a GenBank genome assembly
AUGGAUGUUGUGUUGAGCCCGUUGCGGCGUUUGGAUUUGACUGAACCCGAAAUGGUUGCACUGAAGGCAAUAAUUGCACUGGAUCCAAGUGCCGCCAAUCUUGCAUCUGAGUCAACUGUGUUACUAGCUGCUGCUCGUGGAUCGGUCCAGAACGCUUUGUACGCCCACCUCAGUAAUCGUCUUUCACCGGCUGAAGCAACAUCACGUUUCGGCAACAUUCUUCUCAUCAUUGCCAGCCUUUCUGUAAGUAUUUUGAUACGACUUCUUACUCGGAUUUCCAGAGUGGGCUCCAAUGAAUAA